CUUUGAACUUCACCGCUUUUGGCUCGUAUUCAUCAGACUUCCCUCAUUCUCAGCCAGGUGCUUUGCAAGGCUAGACAUCUCCAGGAAAGAAAAGGAAAAAAAAAAAAAAAGAAAGAAAGAAAGAAAAAGAAAAGGGAGAGAAGAGAAGGGGAGCUUCCUCAGGCUCACAUAUACAAAUACUUGAAAGCUUAAUCACUGAGACCUCAAAUACUUCUGGAUCUUUUUGCUUUCCUCUCCUCACCCCUUUCUUUACACUGUUUACAUUCUCCUCCCUCUUUCACCCCCACCCGGCCCCCGACCCUACCCCCAGAGAAGGACGCUUCUGAAAGGACUGGAUUUGCUCAAGAACUGGUAUGAUUAGCUGAGCAUUUGGGGGGAAUAUUUUGGGGGGCUUCCUUUGACCUCUCCUUUCCCCCUCCCUACACUCAAGAAAGCAAGAGGGAGAUAGGAGAGAGGCGAGAGAAGAAGCGGGAGAGGGCAGAGAAAGACUGAAAGACUCGAUCUCUGAUCCCUGAAGAAACUCCUAUUUCCCCUUUCCCCCAGCCUACGGGACCAUGUCCAAGCCCACCGACCAUAUCAAGAGACCCAUGAAUGCUUUCAUGGUAUGGUCCCGGGGCCAAAGACGGAAGAUGGCCCAGGAGAACCCCAAGAUGCACAAUUCGGAGAUCAGCAAACGUCUAGGGGCCGAGUGGAAACUGCUCUCGGAAGCGGAGAAGCGCCCCUACAUCGAUGAGGCCAAGAGGCUUCGCGCCCAGCACAUGAAGGAACACCCGGACUACAAGUACCGACCGCGACGUAAGCCUAAGAACCUGCUCAAGAAGGACAGGUACGUCUUCCCUUUACCUUACCUCGGAGAAACUGAUCCCCUCAAGGCAGCCGGCCUGCCCGUGGGGACUACGGACAGUCUCCUCGGCUCUCCCGAGAAAGCCAGGGCGUUCCUGCCCCCCACCUCGGCACCUUACUCCCUCCUGGACCCCAGUCAGUUUAGUUCCAGCGCCAUCCAGAAGAUGACUGAGGUCCCUCACACCUUGGCGACCAGCACGCUGCCCUACGCGUCCACCUUGGGCUACCAAAAUGGGGCUUUCGGCAGUCUCAGCUGCCCCAGCCAGCACACUCAUACCCACCCGUCCCCUACCAACCCGGGUUAUGUGGUGCCCUGUAACUGUACUGCCUGGUCGGCGUCCAGUUUGCAGCCCCCAGUUGCCUACAUCCUCUUUCCCGGCAUGACCAAGACUGGAAUAGACCCUUAUUCUUCAGCCCACGCGACGGCCAUGUAACCCUUUUGAUCCCCACCCUGCUCCCUUCUUCGUCCCCUUCCCCGGACCUAUCCCUGCCGAAAGCAGUCGGACCAUUUCGGGAUGCGGGGGCAGGGGAGGGGUGGCUGGGGGUUGCAUGUGUUAAUAUCCGCCCUAUGUUCCCUUGCCCUUCCAACCCACCUGAGCCACUGGCGCCCGCUCCACCCUGUUCCAAGGGCGAGAACUCCUCUGUAACCACAGAAAAUUGGCGGAUCCAAACCCCUGCCGGCCCCCCUUACAACUUUUCCUUUCUUCGCCUGAGGGUGGAAGGAGGAAGGGGAAGGGGGGGGCGGGAGUCCUCCCAGGAUUCAAGGCUCAGACAGGUGCCAGAAACUUGAAAGUGUUUUGACAACCACGCAACCCCCCAAAAAACAAACAAACAAACAAAAACAAACCUCUGACUGGACCCCCUUUGGACAAGAGUAGGCAGUUUCGCUUUUAUUUAUGUUCUCUUCUAUAUUCUCGGAUGUGCUUUGGACUUUAAUCUUCCAGGCCCUGGUAUUAUAUAUAUAGAAAUAUACUUUUUUUUUUCUUUUGCACACUGAAGACAGAAUUAGCUGUGUCAUAUCUGUGCUUACCAUCAGACAGAACUAGGCGCCAUUUGCUUUCCAUGUCAGAAUUUUAAACGGCUUAAAAGUUUAAAACUACACAAAAGGGAAAUAUUUCUAUUUCAAACCAUGAUAUGAUAGUGUUUGCUUCUUUAAAUGAAAAUUAAAAGAACCCACAUAGUCUUUAAAUUUGUGUGAACAAGUGCAGCUAGACCUAAGUUUACUUUAGACAGAACGUUGGGUUAUGAAGUCAGGAUGUAGAAUCAUAAAGAUUUUUUUUUUAAAGCAAAAAAAAAAAAUCCUAAGUGGUCAUUGAAAUAUGUUUUUGACGAUGUCUUGGAAAAAAAAAAAAUGUACCCAGAAGGAUUUUACCUCUUUACUCUGUUCAUUUGUUGAACAAAGACGUUUUGAAUAAAGACAAUCUGUCCUUAAAAAGUAACCUGUGGUGUUCAUACAGUCUGAGAUGUAAUGUUUGCCCAGAUCCUGCCCCCUCUCAAUCAUAGAGUUUAAAAUUCAGAGACUAAUUACAUUUAGACUGAAGGAUGCUCAGGGUUCUUAGCUCUGUCUCUCUCUAUAUGUAUAUGUCUGUAUAUGAAAAGUGUAUUCAUAUGUUAACAUACUCGGUGGAAAGAAAGGUAGCAGGUACCAAACACUGUUGGGUUUAUUUUUCUUUCUUUUCUUAUAAAGACUCCCCAAACAUUUAGAAUUGCCAUUUUCCUCAUAGUCAAGGUAGAGAAAGUUCUCUGCCCUUCCCUGUUUGCCUCCGAGGAUGGACAUUCUCUAAAGGUUAUUCUAAAUGUUUGAUCAAAGAGUGUGUGUAUUAAAAAAAAAAAAAAAAUCAAAGCCAAAAAUUAGUUGUCACAAUAAAUCAAUGGCAAACCUAGAAGAAUAAAUUGUUGGGGGAGGGAGGGGCAAACUAACAUCUUUUCAAUGACAAUAGGAUUUAAUGUGCAUGUCAAAAGAAAAGAAUUAAAGAACUUUCUGUACAGUUUGAAAAUUUUAGAGUUUUCACUUGGCUUGAGCACUCAAGAAAAAAAGUCUGGUGGACCUCACUAAUGGUCCAAUGCUUUCUUUAAAGAAUCAUGUGGCAUGUCCUUUAGGGAGAUGAGUAGCCCUAAAGUUAUGUUUCAGGUUUAAGCCUGACUGGAAAAAAGAAAGAUACGAAGGA
Messenger RNA from Antechinus flavipes (yellow-footed antechinus), 3011 nucleotides. It is a transcript of the gene SOX14, whose product is annotated as SRY-box transcription factor 14. The record is from RefSeq and is a predicted model, not a curated record. The transcript has a single exon. Gene Ontology annotation, biological process: negative regulation of transcription by RNA polymerase II; anatomical structure morphogenesis; cell differentiation. Lineage: Eukaryota; Metazoa; Chordata; Mammalia; Dasyuromorphia; Dasyuridae. Gene Ontology annotation, molecular function: RNA polymerase II cis-regulatory region sequence-specific DNA binding; DNA-binding transcription factor activity, RNA polymerase II-specific. The coding region runs from base 555 to 1277 and encodes 240 amino acids.